Molecule: messenger RNA, 784 nt
Organism: Charadrius vociferus (killdeer)
Lineage: Eukaryota; Metazoa; Chordata; Aves; Charadriiformes; Charadriidae
Gene: CLASRP
Product: CLK4-associating serine/arginine rich protein
Exons: 9
Source: RefSeq, a predicted model, not a curated record
AUGCGAUCCUCUCCCUUCAAACACCAGCCCUGGUCUCUCGAGGCUUGCGAGCGCCGAAAGCUGCUUCUCCUCCUUUCCAGCUCCCCCGAGCAGGAGUCUGACGAGAGAAAAUGUAAUUACGAGCGGUACCGAGGCCUGGUGCAGAACGAUUUUGCCGGCAUCUCGGAGGAGCAGUGCCUCUACCAGAUCUACAUCGACGAGCUCUACGGGGGACUCCAGAAGCCAAACGAAGAUGAAAAAAAGAAGCUGGCGGAGAAAAAGGCCUCCAUCGGCUACACGUAUGAGGACAGCACCGUGGCCGAGCUCGAGAACUCCUUGGAGAAGCGAGGGGAGGAGGAAGACUCGGAGGAAGACAGCAACACAGACGAGGACGAAGUCAUCCCCGAUAUCGAUGUGGAAGUGGACGUGGACGAGCUGAACCAGGAGCAAGUGGCCGACCUGAACAAACAGGCGACCACGUACGGCAUGGCGGAGGGGGACUUUGUCAGGAUGUUGCGGAAGGACAAAGAAGAGGCAGAAGCGAUUAAAAACGCCAAAGCUCUAGAAGAGGAAAAGGCGAUGUACUCGGGCCGUCGCUCUCGCCGCCAGAGGAGGGAGUUCAGGGAGAAACGCUUGAAGGGGAGGAAGAUCAGCCCUCCCAGCUACGCACGGAGAGACAGCCCCACCUACGAUCCCUACAAACGCUCCCCCUCGGAAUCCACUUCCGAAUCCCGUUCCCGUUCCCGCACCCCGUCUCCCGGCCACGAAGAGAAGAUCACCUUCAUCACCAGCUUCGGUGGGAGCG